AUGUCAGGACCACCUUCGUCAACAUUGUCCGGAGAAGAGACCAUGGCCAAUCCCUUAGACUCGUCAGCCGAUAAUAGCUCGGCUUUUCAUACUCUGAUUAGGAAUUUUACCCGACUGCCCACAACCCUGAAAACAUUUUCUCUCUCAGAUACCCAUCAUCAUCCGAUUAAAUCGAACAGAUCCGCGAAUGAUGACUCUUACAAUCUUCUUAGCAAGAAUAAUCCAGUCAGGAAGCUGUUUGCUUGUUUAUUUUUGGCUAAUCCGCCAAUCGAUCCUCAUCCGCAACCCUCGCAAUUGGACGAUCGAACGAAGGAUAAUUUAAUCUUGGAUGGCUUCUUAAAAAACAAUGGUGGAUACUUGGACGAUAGUGGAUCGUCCUCCGCUUGCUCCGAGCUCGGCGACGAGGGUGAUGAAGAGGACCAUCCGAAUGCGCACAUCCAUCCGGGAAACAAUCUCAACAUCUUCGCCAAGAAGCAUCAGCCGGAAACUACCGAUCAGGCAGCUCCAGUGACGAGUAAAAGAAGCUUACAUUAUCCACAUCCGUUGAACCCAAACAACCUUUCAAAGAAACUCUUACACUUCCAUUUGAACAACAAGUCCGAUCAUCGACGGAAGCCUGCAACAGUUGUGUUCAAUAAACCAGAACGAUUCGAUUCCGGCCAUGAUCGCCACUCUGUCCACUCUGUCAAGCCGUAUGUCGAACACCUGGAGACGUGUCAAGCCCCGAAAGCAGAACAAGCACGAUUCAAAAAUGCCUAUCUUGAGUGCCCCGAUGGCGUAGAACAGAACCAGGCUCUGGGCAAAUCGCACCUCGCGGGUCGUAAAUGUCAAAGCACGCAACACUGGUAUGGUCCCGAGAACGAUACUGGUGGCCGUGAAGAUGAAGCGGCGCUGAGUUUGAACCUGAAAUACCUCCGAUCGUCAACCUUCCCGACCAAGAACUCGAUCCUUGACUCCCCCUACGAUCUCCGCUCUGGCCGCACUCAGCCCCUAGCUGCCUCCUCCGAUCGCUCGCCUCUCAAUCUCCAUGCACACUCCCCUCAGCCUGGCUCUCUCGACGAUCAUCAUUCCGAUUUCGAUGAAUUCAAGUCCCCGUUUAGGAACUUGGUCUUGGGCCAAGACGAUCUGUUGCGAUCAAAUUGA
This is a messenger RNA of Puccinia triticina, 1143 nucleotides long. RefSeq lists its product as uncharacterized. NCBI's taxonomy places the organism in Eukaryota, Fungi, Basidiomycota, Pucciniomycetes, Pucciniales, Pucciniaceae. The record is from RefSeq and is a predicted model, not a curated record. The transcript has a single exon. The coding region runs from base 1 to 1143 and encodes 380 amino acids.